Danaus chrysippus (African queen) is the source of this 2367-nucleotide messenger RNA. Lineage: Eukaryota; Metazoa; Arthropoda; Insecta; Lepidoptera; Nymphalidae. The record is from the annotation of a GenBank genome assembly.
AUGUUAGGUCCCAAAGCUGGUCGAAAAGAUAUUUACAAGCGGUUUAUUCAUAUUUUACCUUCAGUUUACAUAAUCAUGUCCAACAGCAAGAUGUUUAAUGCACUUAAAGUGCUUAGAAGGCACAACAAUGGAAAUUUUAUAAAUAGGUUGCAUAGCAGAACCCUCGCGGCUGCAGCAACGUCUCAUGUCCACACCAAGUGUAAAUUGGUGAAUGGGGUAUAUGUCAUAACACUCGAUUCUCCAAAUGUUAAGGUUAAUUCCUUAAAUCAAGCCGUAAUGGAUGAAGUUAAGACAAUCAUUCAAGAGGUACAAAGCAAUCCUGCAAUUGAAGCUGCCGUUUUCAUAUCGGGCAAACCUGGGUGCUUUAUCGCCGGUGCUGAUAUCAGCAUGAUUGAAAGCUGUAAAACAAAAGAAGAAGUAGUUGCAUUAUCCAAAAAUGGUCAUGAAAUCUUUAGGAGCAUAGAAAAUUCCACAAAGCCUUAUGUAGCAGCCAUUCAAGGAUCGUGUCUCGGGGGCGGUCUGGAAACGGCAUUAGCUUGUAAAUACAGAAUUGCUGUGAAAGAUAACAAAACAGCUGUGGCUCUUCCUGAAGUUAUGUUAGGUUUAUUGCCUGGAGGUGGUGGCACUGUUAGGAUGCCCAGACUUACUUCAGUCCCUACAACUUUGGAUCUUGCUCUCACAGGAAAAACUGUUAAGGCCGACAAAGCAAAGAAACUUGGGAUUGUUGAUUUGUUGGUAUCUCCAUUGGGGCCAGGCUUAGGAGAACCUGAAGCUAACACAAUGGCAUAUUUAGAAAAAGUCGCCGUUCAAAUUGCUAAAGAUAUUGCAUCUGGUAAAAUGAAGGUAGAGAGGGGCAAGAAAGGGGUUGUUAAUCAAUUGAUGGCCGCUGUCAUGGACAUAGAGUUUGUCAAGAAUUUUAUCUUCAAGAAAGCCAAGGAUCAAGUAAUGAAAGCAUCGCGUGGAUUAUACCCAGCACCACUCAAGAUUCUUGAAGUUGUCAGGACUGGUGUAGACAAAGGUCAGGCUGCUGGCUACGAGGCGGAGGCCCAGGGCUUCGGUGAAUUAGCCAUGACGCCCCAGAGCAAAGGACUCAUAGGGCUCUUCAGGGGACAGACUGAGUGUAAGAAGAAUAGGUUCGGCAAACCUCAGAAUGAAGUUAAAACGAUCGGCGUACUAGGCGCGGGUUUGAUGGGUGCUGGUAUAGUUCAAGUGUCAGUGGACAAGGGUUACCAGGUCGUGUUAAAGGACGCCACCACAGCUGGCCUCUAUCGUGGUAUGGGUCAGAUUCAAAAUGGGCUAGUCAACGCUGUCAAGAGGAAGAGGAUCUCAUCGUUGCAAAAGGACAAGUUUAUUUCGAACCUAUUGCCGACGUUGGACUACAACAAGUUCAAAAACGCGGACUGUGUUAUUGAAGCCGUGUUUGAAGACAUUAAUAUCAAGCAUAAAGUUAUCAAAGAAUUGGAAGCGGUUGUACCCAAGCAUUGUAUAGUGGCUACGAAUACUAGCGCCAUUCCUAUCACUAAAAUCGCUGCUGGUAGCAGCCGCCCUGAGAAAGUUAUUGGCAUGCACUAUUUCUCGCCCGUGGAUAAAAUGCAGUUGUUAGAGAUCAUCCGUCACCCAGGCACGUCUGAUGACACAGCUGCUGCGGCUGUAGCUGUCGGUCUGAAGCAGGGCAAGGUUGUCAUCACUGUUGGUGACGGACCGGGCUUCUACACUACUAGGAUUCUGUCCACUAUGCUUAGUGAAGCUAUUAGGUUGUUACAAGAGGGCGUUGACCCGAAGGACCUGGACAGCAUGACGAAGCAGUUCGGCUUCCCCGUUGGCGCGGCCACACUCGCUGACGAGGUUGGCAUUGACGUUGGAGCACACAUCGCUGUCGACUUGGCCAAGGCGUUUGGUGACCGUAUCAGCGGUGGAGAUCUCAACAUUAUGCAAGACUUAGUGAAGGCUGGCUUUAUGGGAAGAAAGUCGGGCAAGGGAUUCUACGUUUAUGAGAAAGGCACCAAGAAUAGGGACGUCAACCAAGACGCUGUGAAUAUAUUGAAGACCAAGUACUCCCUGGAACCAAAAGGAGCAAACACUGUCGAGGACCAACAGCUGAGAAUGGUGUCAAGGUUUGUUAAUGAAGCAGUUUUAUCUCUUGAGGAGAAAAUUCUACACAGUCCGCUUGAAGGUGAUGUAGGCGCAGUUUUCGGUCUUGGAUUUCCUCCAUUCACUGGUGGACCUUUCAGAUGGGUAGACCAAUUCGGUGCUGGCAAACUGGUAGCAAAAAUGGAGGAAUUCCAAGCUCUAUAUGGUGCUCCCUUCAAACCCGCACAAACUCUGGUUGACAUGGCCAAAGAUAGCAGCAAGAAAUUCUAUAACUAA